GCAAGCGACAACGGCCUCGCUCAAUCUCCGUCCAGGCCUUCCAUUGGCGAGGGGAACGCCGCUUAUAAUGGACUCUCAGUCAACGGCGGCUCCUCGCGCCGACACAUCAGGUUGUGUCAUUGCUGAUUGAUAUGUUUAUGCUUGUCGUUUCAUGAACGCCGCCACAGCGGCGGCUGAAGCACGAUGCUGGAACAAGCGGUCAAACAAGGUGUACUUGGUCCCUCGGUGGGGCGUCUAGCCUGUUGAUCCAGUUCCGGUCAUAGUGAAGAUAUGCCUUCGCUGCAACAUGGGAUGUUCCCUUGCAGGAGGGGCAUCAGAAACAACCGCCGCCACAGCGCAGUGGCGUAUAAUUCAUAUAAUCGGAACGACUGAGUCUGCGAGCGGCCCGGAAGAUCGCUCACGGACUACUGAAGCGAUUGUGUCUUACCUUCGUUGAUCGUUGCAACAGAAGUUUUCACGUGGGACGAAGUGUGAAGGGGACGACGAGAUGGCCUUGCUGCUAUGCAAGCGUGGUCUUCCGCACGGGGUACUCAACACGACAGCCAUGGGCGGCGCAGCGCUAGGAUACCAAGAGUCGAGUGUCUGUGUUUGUCUGUUGUACAUACAACGAAUAUAACAAAUCUUCGUGGC
Messenger RNA from Postia placenta MAD-698-R-SB12, 630 nucleotides. RefSeq lists its product as hypothetical. The record is from RefSeq and is a predicted model, not a curated record. The transcript has 3 exons. NCBI's taxonomy places the organism in Eukaryota, Fungi, Basidiomycota, Agaricomycetes, Polyporales, Adustoporiaceae. Bases 287 to 436 code for a protein of 49 amino acids.